UUCUCCUCCCCUCUUUCCUCCCUCCCUCCCUCCCUCCUUCAUCCCCGGUCCUCCUCCUGUGUGCCGGCUGAGCUGAGCAGUCAGUAGUGGGACUGACUGAGGCGAAGGAAGGAGAGAGGAAAAAGCAGGAAUAGAGAGACUGAGAACAGAACAGAGAAAAUAGAUAAUUAUUCAACAAACCAGAGAGAGAGAGAGAGAGAGAGAGAGAGAGAGAGAGAGAGAGAGAGAGGCUGCUGAAUGAAUAACAAGGACGGGAUUACAAAGACUGAAAAAGAAGAAGAACAGCCGACGAAAGACUCUCUCUCUGUCUCUUUCUCUGACCCCCCCUUCUAUCCUUCCUUUCACCCAACUCUUUCUCUCCCUGCUGGCGGGAUGGCAUGAGCACACAGCCACCCAUCCUCCUCAGCUUGUGUCUCUCCGUCCUCCUGGUUUUCUCUCUUUUCUCUUUCUCUCCUCCUCUGAUCUCUCCGUCUCUUUUGGUCCACACGGGGGGUCAGUGCAGAGGGUUAAGGAGGAGGGGAGGGAGGUAGACAGAGGAGCUGCUGACCCCUCUUCCCUCCUUGCAACCCCAAAAGGCCCAGAAAAGGGAGAGAGAGAGAGCUCGUGCUGGGGGAGGGAGACUCUGAUGAAUUUACACCCCACAACAAGCUCCUGAACCCGGCAGCCCCCAGACCCCCCCAAAUCCUCCCUCCCUGCCUGCCCCUCCCCAGGACCAUGUUUGGAUUAAAUGCUCCUCACUUCUACCAUCCAGGUAUGAACCAUGAGUCCAAUAAAUCACCAUCAUUAGGAAUGAUCUCCACAGCAACGCGAACCACGGCCACCGUCAGUCCCCUCAGCCCUCUAACCAAUGGGAACACAGUUGCCCAGUCUUCAAACUCCGGAUUUGCUGCCGCCCUGCGUAAACUGGCCAAACAGGCAGAGGAUCCCAGAGGUGCUGCCCUCAGCGGCGACUCGUCUCCUGUCUCCUCUCCAGGCACCAGCCACACCUCACCGGUCACCACCCCUAAGCGAGGCUCGUUAGGGCCCCUCCUGGGCCAAGCCAGAGGCCACGGUGUCCCAGGCACCCCUCCGGUAGUCACCAUUGCCCCGACGAAGACCACCAACGGCCUGUGGCGGUCCGACAGACGACAGGCUGAGCCUAGUGUUCAGGGCCUCGGCAGGGAUCGAGUGUGUGCUGAGAACACCCAGCAGCAACAGCAGGGUAAAAGAACUCCUCCCACCCAUUCACCACACCCUCUGGCUCACCCAUUUGGCCUCACCCCGAGCGCCGUCAUGCAAGACCCGAGAUUACAGAGCCUCAGCUUACCUGGACAGAUGCACCCCGUGGUUCCCUCGGGUGCAGUCCCGGAGGAGUACCUGAGAGCGCUCCGGCCGUUCCACACCUCCGAUGACCUCCGCCUCGCUUCCCUCCCCAUGGGUUUAGACCCUGCUGCUGCUGCCCAUGCCGCCGCCGCCGCUUACUAUCACCCUGCCUACAUGCACCAUCCGCUGUCCUUACCGAGGAUGGAGGAGUCUCUGUGUCUUUCUGCGCUGCGGUCACAGUUCUACUCUGUGCCUGCAGGGGGCGCCUUCUCCCAUCUCCAUCCCUCUGCCCUCCACCUGCACCUGCCUGGAGGCCGCUACCCCGGAGAACUGAACCACACGGCACUGACAGAGAGGCUACAGAUGGAGAAUGAGCUCCGCCAGCGAGAGAGACAGCAAGAGCGCGAGCGAGAGAAAGAAAGGGAGCGCGAGGCAGGGCUGGAGCGAGAGAGGGAGGAGGAGAGGGGGAGAGAGAGAGAGAGGGAGAGAGAGAGGGAGCUGGACAGACAGAGGGAGAGACAGAGGGAGAGACAGCAGCAGAUGGUCCGAGCGGCAGAGAGCCACUACCUGGCUGAGCUUCAGGCUCGGAGGGCACCACCGGAGGACAAGACCCGACCAGGGGAGAGGCUGACCCCGAACAGACUGGAUAAAACCAAGGACUCGGAGCACCCGGGUUUCCCAGCGCACAAAUCUCUGUCUCUGCAGCCCGGCCUUCACUCCUCCAGGGGCUCAGUCCCGCACCCGGUGCCCAGCCUGGUGCCCUCUCACCUGGGGAAGCAUCACGCCUCGGCUUCGGGGGGGAUCCACGGGGCUCUGGCAGCUGCCAUGAUGACUCAGAGGUCCAACGAGGCAGCUUGGUUGACACGACAACGAGGGCAGGAGAGGGAGGGUCCGCUGGAGAUGGGCCUCAGGUCCCCUGGGAAAGGGGCGGAGCCAAGGAGAGACACUCACAGAACCGGUUCACUUCAUCACAACCAAGGCAGCAAAGAUGUCCCUCCCCUCCUCAGCGCUCCCCCUCCCCUAAUCUCCCCCAAAGGUCCCCAUCACCCCCCCGCCCCUCUUACUACACUGUGGAACCCCGCCUCCCUCGUCGACACUCCCACAGAGUCCCGCAGAACACUCAACCCUCCGACCCCGCCGAGUCGGCCUCCUCCGGGGCUGACCAGGGCCGAGAGACCCCCCCUGAGCUGGGGGGAGAAGCUUGAGGAAGGAGGCAGGAGGGGUGCCGACGGCGGGGACAGGUUCACCUCACUCAGGGGAGCCAGUUUACAAGAGACUGGUUCCUGGAAGAGGGCGGAGCAGGACAGAGCCAUGCAGAGCCUCUAUCAGCGGCAUCACAUCAGUAACCUCCACCAGAGAGCCUGCGCGCCUUCUUCUGUUCACGGCUCCUGCACCGACCGCGCAGCCUCUCCAUCUCCGGCGAGGGAGCGACAGUGUCAGCCGCCCGACAGCAUGCUGGUGUACGACGAGGUCCUCCAGCAGCACCGCCGGCUGCUUAGCAAACUGGACCUGGAGGAGAAGAGGAGGAGGGAGGCCAGAGAGGGAGGUUAUUACUAUGACCUGGACGAGUCGUAUGACGAGAGCGAUGAAGAGGAUGUCAAAGCUCAUUUGAGAAGAGUGACUAAACAGCCGCCGCUCAAACUGGACACCAGCUCCCAGAAAGUGGAUUUCCUGAGUUUGUGUGGCCUGACCACUCUCACCCAUCGUGAUGAGCUUCUGGCCAAGAAGAGGAGGAAGAGGAGGAGGAUGAUGAGAGAACGCAGCACCUCCCCGCCAGCUGUGCGGGGAAAGAGGAAAGCCUCUUCACCUUCAACGACUCCAACACCCAUAACCACCCCGUACUCUGCCGAGCAGAUGGACAGCACCCCUGAACUGGAGGAGAAGAAGGAUUUCCUCCUCAUGUUCGACCUCACCCAUGUCAGCCCGAAGCAGAGGAGAGAUAAGGAGAGGACAGAGGAGCUGCUGAAGGCCAUUCAGAGGAAAACUGUGACGUUAGACACCCUCAGAUAUAAUCCCCUACCUCUGAGUAGCAGCCCUCCUGUUCCCUCAGCUGGUGACUCUUCCUCAGCCACUCCGCCAUGUCAAUCAAACGGUCAUCAAUAUCCAGACUCUCCCAGCCCGUCUCCCCCCUACCUCCACAAACCUCGGCACCUCUUCCACAAAGACACUUCUAAACCCUCAACGGACCCCCACAUUACUCGCAUCCCUCCCCCGUUGACCCUCCGUCAGGAAAAGGCUGAGUUCACCGAGGCUCAGCCGAACAAGAAGCUCCAGGGCAUUCAGAACGGAGUCGUCGCUUCUCCUCAGAAAAAGGAGCUCGAUCCUGUUCAGAACGGACGCGGUCGGCCCUCCGAGAGGUUCACACCCGAGACCUUCGCUCAGCACUUCCACCAGGCCGUGCUGCAAUCCACAAACAGCACACUGCACAACAAAGGAUUUUCCAACAGGGUCCCUGAAGCCGGCAUAAAGGCCGACCGCUCAGUGCCUCUCCACAUUUCUCAGCUGGAAAACUCAAAUCAUAACCACGUCCCUCACCGGGCACAAAUCAACGGACAUCCCUUCAAUUUCCCCGCAGCCAGCAGGGAUCCUCCAGGAGCAGAGGCAAACAUGCUUGAUGACGAGGAGGAGGAGGAGGAAGAGGAGUCUGACCAGGAGGAGGAAGAUGGAGAGGAGGAGAUGGAAGAAACUCCAAGAAAGUGGCGGGGCAUUGAAGCUAUUUUUGAGGCCUACCAGGAGCAUGCUGAUGAAUGGAGUAUAGAGAGAAAUGUUCUUCACGGUCAGUGUAAAAGACUUGAAGCACAGAAUUUCAACUUGACCAGAACUGCAGAGCAGCUCUCUCUCACUAUGGGGGAUCUGGUGAGUCAGAGGCAGAGAGUGAGAGAGGAGAGGGAGAGACUGCAGGCCCAGCUCGAGCACUUCAGGAGGUGUCUAACACUACCCAACAUCCACUGGGGCAGGGGGCAGGUCAACGGGCACACACCCAGGUGACCUCUGAUGCCGGCUCUCUGACAGAUCUGCAUCUGAACAGAAAAACAAAGAUGGACUGGAAACUAGCCAACUGUCUGCACUUGAAGGAGCUAGUCCUGGUCUUGGUACACUUCUGGCUAACAGGUUAUGUAACCUCGACUGGUUCCAGAUUCAAUAGAUUAGCUGCAAUGUUAGCCGUCACAAACGCUAGCCUGCGGGUCAACAUCAAGUCCGGGCAUUCUCUCUCUCAUUCUGCCCGGGGAAUUGUUACAACACUGUGUCGGUAAAAGAUCAUCUUUGUCAGAGUGACGCAGUCCCAGAGUUGUCUUUUAGGUCUUUUAUCGACCUUUGCAUAAACUCUUCUGAUUCAAAUCAUUGACUGUAUAUGAAGAUGGAUGACAAGUGUCCACCUCCUCCCAUUGUACAAAUAUGAAGCCAAAAUACUCUCUGCGACGGGCGUUGACAUUUUACACAGGGGACAUCAUUUGGAGCCGGAGUAUUGACCCCUUCUGCUAACAAAAACACACAUUUAACUCAGAUCCCUUUGGUCGCUACAGUCCACAGCAAAACCGAUUCUUGCGUCGGUUUAAAGCAGAAACUUGCUGUUAUAGAAAGUCGAAUGACUCUAAUGUGUUAGUAAUUUAUUUUCUCUCACAGUUUUCUUCUUCCGCUCUGCUAACCCAGCGCACAACAUCUCAGGAGUCGCAUUUGUCAACUUGUCUGCCAAUCAUGGCUUCAUGCUCCCUGUUUAGAAUCAAAUCAGGAAUAAAAAAGUAGAGAACACUUGGGACAUAAACCAGCAUGAUCGAAUCUUACUAUCUGAGGUGGGCACAGUUAAUCAAAUAUUUAACUUUGUUAAUCGUCUGUUUACAAAGAUGUUAACUUUGACAGCAAUGAAUCGGUUAAUUUCGUUGAUAAUGAACUGCGAUUAACGUUAACCCGUAUUGUUAAAAAAAAACAUCGGCUGUUUGCAAUGUCCAUGGAUUUGAUAAGAUUCUUUAACCGUUCUUCAAAAAAAACCAUCCAUGUUAAAAAAAUAAUUUAAAAUAAUAAAUGUAGUUAAUUUGCUAUAAUAACAGAUUAACAGACGUGUGCCCAGCUCAGCUAACUGUUAUGACGGACACCAUGUUUGACAGGUUUUUAUUUGAUGUGUACUUUAAGUUUAAAGUCUUUAUAUGUGAUUUUUCACACUUAAAUGUAGAAAUCAAGUAUCUCCUCUGAAAAUAACUCUGUGAGUCAUGACUGUCUACAAUGGGUGUAACACCCGAGUCCCACUGUCUGUGAUGUUUUCAGAGUUUUCAGAGUCCUAUCUUCACUUUGUUUACAUCGCCCGGACGGCCGGCUGACUCCUCCCCUCGUGUAUAAAAGUUGUUUAAUUGAGGGACUAGAGAAAAGAAGAAUAACAUACUGUACUCACUGCUUAACUGUGUUUCUAGAUCACGCUCAUUUCAGGUAAAUUUACAUGCAGUGUGAAGAUACGAGCAGAAUAAAGAUCGCUAGCAUAAAAAAAAUUAAAAUCACAUAUAAAGCCUUUUAAGUUUGACCCACGUCCCAUCUGCUAACAUGGAGGAGGCGGAGCUUAUGACCUGUGUACCACACCCAUUUAAUAGGGGGAGCUUCCAACUUUAUGGCUUCACUUGUGUGGAGCUGUAUGUGUUGACCAUCUUUCUAUACAGUCUAUGAUCUGAACUGGUUAGAUGCAUCAUUCUCUGUGCAGCAGUGAGCAGAGACCGAACGUGCAGCAGUAACACUCGGUUUAAAUUGAGUCAAGGAAUUAAAGCACACCUCAGGCCUUAAACUUGAUAGGAUGCACUUGAAAUUAAUUUGGAGGAAAUACUUGACUGUCAUCUGUGUUAAUGUGUAUAAUGUAGUUUUUCUGAGCCCUGUGUCACAGAUGAAGCCGUCUGUUUGCAGGUAAAGGAUA
Molecule: messenger RNA, 6193 nt
Organism: Labrus mixtus (cuckoo wrasse)
Lineage: Eukaryota; Metazoa; Chordata; Actinopteri; Labriformes; Labridae
Product: genetic suppressor element 1-like
Exons: 16
Coding region: 715-4290 (1191 amino acids)
Source: RefSeq, a predicted model, not a curated record